AUGUGGAAACGAAUGUUUCAUAUUUCAGAUAACGAAAAUGAGACUGGGCGGGCAUUUUUUCAACACCGCCACCAUCGCCAAAACUCUGUAAUGUCUGAAGACGAGGCAUUGGCCGAUUAUGUUGAUACGAAGAUAAUAUAUCAGGCUGGUGUCGAUUUCGAGAGUAAACCGUUGGUGGUUGUGUGUGCUUGUAAUCUACCUGAUCCUAAUGAAGUAAACUAUGACAAAAUUUUAAAUCGAAUUCUACGUAAGCUCGAUUUAUUUGUAGAAAGCGAUUAUACUGUUGUGCUUUUCGCUGGCGGAGCACAACAUCGUCCAGGCUGGCAUUGGAUGUUUCGCGCAUACAAAAGUCUUAGUAGAAAAUACAAGAAAAAUUUAAAAAAUUUGUAUAUAGUACAUUCGACUACUUGGGCUCGCGUUAUACUUGAUGUAAUGAAUGUCGUGAUAAGCCCAAAAUUUGGUCGAAAAGUAAAUUAUAUUCCAACGCUAUCAAAACUGGCGUUAUAUGUUCCAAUAACACAAAUUGAAAUUCCACCGCUUGUCUAUACAUAUAACUUAAAAUUUGAAGAAAAAAUAACACUUCAGCCGACCACAUAUGAAAACGGAUCAUUAAUGUUUGGCGUCCCGAUUGAGGUGUUAAUGGGUUCGGAGGGGGAAAAAGGAUUACCUAGGGUGAUAAAGGAUUGUGUGAAUUAUUUGAGAGCAGAAGGACUGGAAACUGACGGUAUUUUUAGGCGUUCGCCUAGUUCUAUUCUAUUACGACAGGCAAGAGAAGCAUAUGAUCGAGGAAAUCCAAUUAAUCUUGCCGAUUAUGGGGUCCACGUCUCCGCUGUCUUACUAAAAAUGUUUUUCGCGCAACUCCCAGUUUCCGUAUUCCCCGCCGAAAUAUACGAAACACUACGACAAAUACGCCUGAAAAACGGACAUCUGGAAAGAAUAGAAUUCAUUCGUGAAACCAUUUUUCCCUUACUACUACCGCCGGUCGUAAUUCUAUUGCACUACGUCUGCUCCUUACUAUACGACAUUUCGAAACGCGAGAAAGUGAAUCGCAUGACCGCGUAUAAUCUUGCGGUGAUGAUGGCACCGAAUUUGGUACAUAGCGGGAAUCCGUUGUUGGAUGUUAGCAUGUGCGUGUUGAGUACGGACAGUGAUUCAGGAGGAGGUGUUGGAAUAUUUAUGAAACUUGCGAUUGAACAUUUUGAAUUGCUGUUUGAAGGGUUUGAGGAACCACGUAAUCGUAUUAGGGAUGUAGCUGAUCACAGUAGUAUUAGUACCAAGGGUCAUAAUCAUAUUCCUAGUGUCGGAACUGCUGCAUCAUCCUCAAGGACUUCAUCUGUCACCAGUGGAUCAACAGAACUUUCAUCAAAUAGCACUUCUAUAAAUAGCACAUCCGCCUCAUUCAUAAAUUCAACAAGCCCACCAAAAUAUCCGUCAAUUCGACGAAUGAGAAAUAUAGCAUCGGCGUCUAAUGCUGGCAGCAUACGUGGAGUUGGAGCUGGUGUAGAGAUUAGUGGAUUAAUGGUUUCAGGGAUGGUGACCAGUAGUAGUCCACCAGGAACUCCGAACGGCGAAGAACCUGGAUCACCGAGAUCAAUAGAUGAACUACGGAAAGCAAUACCGUGGAAUUGA
Messenger RNA from Ambispora gerdemannii, 1629 nucleotides. Lineage: Eukaryota; Fungi; Glomeromycota; Glomeromycetes; Archaeosporales; Ambisporaceae. The record is from the annotation of a GenBank genome assembly.